AUUUGAUGUCGUCAGAAUAGAUUGAUUUUUUGGUGGUGGUGUUUUUUUGGUGAAUAUUUUUUUUCUCUAAUUCGAAUCUUUUUUUUCUGGAGCAAUGAUGACGUUCAUAUGAAUAUUCAAAGAUUUUCUUAAUCUACCUGUUGAAUAUACCUACAUAAUCAUCGUUCGAAAACGAUUAUCAUCAAAAUCAUCAUCAAAAAUGGUUAUCGUAACCAGGGACGAUUAUAUUUGGGUUGAACCACAAACCAAACAAGCAUUCGAUGUUGCUAUCGGUGCUCGUGUGAAAGCAGUUGAAGGACAAAAAACAUUGAUCAUUGAUGAUGAUGGCAAUGAAAUAUGGUUAGAACCCGAACGACGGAUCAAAGCAAUGCAUCCAACAUCGGUUCAUGGUGUUGAAGAUAUGAUUUCAUUAGGUGAUCUACAUGAAUCAGGAAUACUGCGUAAUCUUUUGAUUCGUUAUAAUGAUAGUAUUAUCUAUACAUAUACCGGUUCAAUAUUAGUGGCUGUAAAUCCAUAUCAAAUAUUACCAAUAUAUACAAUUGAACAGAUAAAAUUAUAUCGUGACAAAAAAAUUGGUGAAUUACCACCACAUAUAUUUGCUAUCGGUGAUAAUGCCUAUAAUAAUAUGAAACGUUAUGGACAAAAUCAAUGUAUUAUAAUUAGUGGUGAAAGUGGUGCAGGUAAAACUGAAUCAACCAAAUUAAUUUUACAAUAUCUGGCUGCUAUUAGUGGCCAGCAUUCAUGGAUUGAACAACAAAUAUUGGAAGCUAAUCCAAUACUUGAAGCCUUUGGAAAUGCCAAAACAAUUCGUAAUGAUAAUUCAAGUAGAUUUGGAAAAUAUAUUGAUAUUCAUUUCAAUAAACACGGUGUGAUUGAAGGUGCAAAAAUUGAUGAAUAUUUAUUGGAAAAAUCACGUAUCGUUAAUCAGGCGAUUGAUGAAAGAAAUUAUCAUAUUUUUUAUUGUAUGUUGGCUGGUCUUAGUAAAGAAGAUCGAACGAAAUUAGAAUUACAAGAUGCAUCAAAAUAUUAUUAUUUGACACAAGGUGGAUCGAUUACCUGUGAAGGACGUGAUGAUUCAGCCGAAUUUGCCGAUAUUCGUUCGGCAAUGAAAGUAUUAAUGUUUACCGAUUCAGAAAUUUGGGAUAUAUUGAAAAUCCUAAGCCUUUUACUUCAUAUUGGUAAUAUAAAAUAUAAAGCAAUGUUAGUAUCAAAUUUAGAUGCAUCAGAAAUUAUAAAUAUAUCAAGUACGGAAACCGCCGCACGAAUAUUACAAGUUGAUCGACAAAAUCUAAUUGAUGCACUGACAACAAGAACAAUAUUUGCACAUGGUGAAAUUGUUGUAUCAACAUUAAGCACUGAACAGGCACAAGAUAUACGUGAUGCACUGGUUAAAGGAAUUUAUGGCCGAAUGUUUAUAUGGAUUGUUAAUAAAAUUAAUUCAGCAAUUUAUCGCCAAAAAACAUCACAACAACAUUAUCGUAGUUCAAUCGGUGUUCUCGAUAUAUUUGGUUUUGAAAAUUUUAAUGUUAAUAGUUUUGAACAAUUUUGUAUAAAUUAUGCAAACGAAAAUCUACAACAAUUUUUUGUUCGUCAUAUUUUCAAAUUGGAACAAGAAGAAUAUAAUCUGGAAACAAUUAAUUGGCAACAUAUUGAAUUUGUUGAUAAUCAAGAUGCAUUGGAUUUGAUUGCCACCCGGCCAAUGAAUAUAAUGGCAUUGAUUGAUGAAGAAAGUAAAUUUCCAAAAGGAACUGAUGUUACAUUGUUGAAUAAAUUGCAUAAAACACAUAGUACAAAUGAUAAUUAUCUAAAACCAAAAGCUGAUAUUGAUCAAUCAUUUGGCUUGAAUCAUUUUGCUGGUGUUGUUUUUUAUAAAACUGAAGGUUUUCUUGAAAAAAAUCGUGAUACAUUCAAUGCCGAUCUAAUACAAUUGAUACAAGUUAGCCAGAAUAAAUUUCUAAAACAAUUAUUUGCAAAUGAUUUUUCAAUGGGACAAGAUACUCGAAAAAAAGCACCAACAUUGAGUACACAAUUUAAAAAAUCUUUGGAUUCAUUAAUGCGACAAUUAAGCAGUUGUCAUCCAUUUUUCAUUCGUUGUAUUAAGCCAAAUGAAUAUAAAAAACCAAUGAUGUUUGAUCGAAUUCUUUGCUGUAAACAGCUAAGAUAUUCAGGAAUGAUGGAAACCAUACGAAUUCGUCGUGCUGGCUAUCCAAUACGACAUACAUUUGCAGAAUUUGUUGAACGAUAUCGAUUUUUGAUUUCGGGUAUACCACCAGCACAUAAAGUUAAUGAUUGUCGUUUGGUUACUGCCAAAAUUUGUGCCACCGUUCUAAUCAAAUCGGAUUAUCAAUUGGGUAAAACAAAAGUUUUUCUUAAAGAUGCACAUGAUCUGUUUCUGGAACAAGAACGUGAUCGUGUAUUAACCAAACAUAUUAUUACAUUACAACGUGCAAUUCGUUGUUGGUAUUAUCGAAGAAAAUUUCUGCAAACAAAAAAUUCCGCAAUCAUAAUACAAAAAUAUUAUCGUGGAUUUAUACAGAGGAAAAAAUUCCGUCAAAUUCGUAUCGGCUAUUAUCGUUUACAAGCCCUGAUACGUUCCCGAAUUUUAACCAAUCAAUUUCGUUGUCUACGUAAUCAUAUUGUUGCAUUACAAGCAAUUAGUCGUGGUUAUUUACUACGUAAAGAAUUUAAAUCAAGACAAAAAGCUGCCAUUAAAAUUCAAUCAUUCAUAAGAGGUUUUAUUGCCCGGAAAAAAUUUAUAAAAUUACGUGAUGAAAGUCAAAAAUUAAUUGAAGCAAAAAUCCUAAAAGAACAAGAAGUCAAUCAAUUAAUGAAAAAAAUGAAUGCAAAAAAGGCAAAAGAAAUUGCCGAACAAAAAUAUAAUGAAAGAUUACAGGAAUUUGAAAUCCGUAAAAAAGAAAUAGAAAUUGAAGAUCAGAAAAAAAUUGCCGAGAAAAAAGCAGCUAUUACGGAUGCUGUAUUAAGACAAGAAGAAGUUGUUGAUGAUUCAAAAUUGGUUGAUGCAAUGUUUGAUUUUCUACCAAGAGCUGAAAGUCAAAAUGAAAAUCAAGCGCAAAAUGGUGUUGGUGGUGGUCAAAAUCAAAAUGGUCCCAGUGCUUUUAGUGAUUUAGAACAACCAUUGAAUGUGAAUAAUAAUGAACAAAAUGGUCAAAAUGAUACAAGUAAUGAAUUAAUUGUACCACAAUUACCACAAGAAAAUGAUAAUGAAGAUUUAUCUGAAUAUAAAUUUCAAAAAUUUGCAUCAACAUAUUUUCAGGCAAAUGUUACACAUCAAUAUCAACGAAAACCAUUAAAACAACCAUUAUUGGCAUUAAAAACACAAGGUGAUUGUAUGGCAUCAAUAGCAUUAUGGAUUACAAUUCUACGAUUUAUGGGUGAUUUAGGUGAACCAAAUUUUCAUACAUUAGGUAGAGAUAAUACAUCGGUUAUGAGUAAAGUAACAGCAACAUUAGGUAGAAAUUUUAUUAAAAGUAAAGAAUAUCUUGAUGCACAAUUAAAUGGUCAUCAUAAUGAUGAUCAACAACAACAACAACAACAACAACAAAAUAAUAAUCAUGAACAAACAGUGAAACCAAAAUCUCGUUCAAUUCGUAAUAAAUUAGUAUCAUUAACAUUGAAAAAAAAGAAUAAAUUAAGUGAAGAUGUACGACGACGAUUGCAGGAAGAUGAUUUGGCUGCCGAUACUUAUAGUAGUUGGUUAGAAUCAAGGCCAACAUCGAAUUUGGAAAAAUUACAUUUUAUCAUUGGACAUGGUAUACUUCGUGAAGAGCUUAGGGAUGAAAUUUAUUGUCAGAUUUGUAAACAAUUGACUCAUAAUCCAUCAAAAAGUUCACAUGCUAGAGGUUGGAUUUUGUUGUCGCUUUGUGUAGGUUGUUUUGCACCAUCCAAAAAGUUUGUAAAAUAUUUGUUGAAUUUCAUCCGAGAAGGACCACCCGGUUAUGCACCAUAUUGUGAAGAUCGAUUACGACGAACAUUUGUAAAUGGUACAAGAGGACAGCCACCAUCAUGGUUAGAAUUACAGGCAACCAAAUCAAAACGUCCACUUUUAUUACCAAUUACAUUUAUGGAUGGUAAUACAAAAACAUUAUCAGCCGAUUCAGCAACAACAGCACGAGAAUUAUGUGCAAAAUUGUCGGAAAAAAUUGAUCUAAAAGAUCAAUUUGGAUUUUCUCUAUACAUUGCUUUAUUUGAUAAAGUUUCAUCAUUAGGUAGUGGUGGUGAACAUGUUAUGGAUGCUAUUUCACAAUGUGAACAAUAUGCCAAAGAACAAGGUGCACAAGAACGUAAUGCACCAUGGCGUUUAUUUUUUCGUAAAGAAAUUUUCGCUCCAUGGCAUGAUCCAAGUGUGGAUCCAGUUGCCACUAAUCUUAUCUAUCAACAAGUAGUACGUGGUGUAAAAUUUGGUGAAUAUCGUUGUGAAAAGGAAGAAGAAUUGGCUAUGAUUGCUGCACAACAAUAUUAUGUUGAAUUUGGUCAGGAAUUUAAUACGGAAAAUCUUUCAACAGUUAUUGUUAACUAUAUACCUGAUCAUCAUUUACAUUCGAAUGAAAAAAGUAUUGAAAAAUGGACUAAUCUUAUCAUAAUGGCCUAUAAAAAGAGCUAUUUUCAUAAAGAAAAAAUUGCAUCAAUCAAAAUCAAAGAAGAUAUUACUGAAUAUGCAAAAUAUAAAUGGCCAUUAUUAUUUUCACGGUUCUAUGAAGCACUUCGUAUUGAAGGACCAUUAUUACAAAAAAAUGAUAUUAUUAUUGCUAUAAAUUGGACGGGUAUUUAUAUGGUUGAUGAUCAAGAACAAGUAUUACUUGAAUUAUCAUUUACAGAAAUAACUAAUACUGAAAGUCAUAAAAGUGAUCGACCUUUUAUGCAAAAUUUCAUUAUAACAACUGUUCGUGAUGAAAAAUUUGUCUUUCAAUCACCAAAUUCGAAUGAUAUUUGUGAAUUGGUUAAUUUUUUUAUUGAUGGACUGAAAAAUCGUUCAAAAUUUGUUAUUGCAACACAAGAUUAUCGAGCACAAGCAUCAAGUGCAUUAUCAUUUAAUCAAGGUGAUUUAAUGAUUUUGGAAAAUAAUUUGAAUGGGGAAAAUGUUCAAAAACAAUCUUGGGUACAAGUACGAUUGGAUAAAAGUGGUGAAAAAGGUGAUGUUCCAACAGAAUAUCUUUAUGUUUUACCAACAACAAGUAAACCAUCCAAUUCAACAUUGGCCAUAUUUAAUGAUAGUAAUUUUGAAGAACAUCGUACCCUUUAUUCACAAGCUAAUGGUUGUUUUAAUACAAGUCAUGAAAAGCCACAUACUCUGGAAGAAUAUGCAAUCGAUCAUUUUCGUCCGCCACCAAAAAAUACAUUUCAACGAACGUUGACAUUUACCUCACCAAGAAAACGUAAUGCUGAACAACUAUGGAAACAUUCACGUGAUCCGAUUAAACAACCGUUAUUGAAAAAAUUAUUAAACAAAGAUGAAUUAGUACAGGAAAGCUCAUUUGCAUUUAAUGCCAUUCUUAAAUAUAUGGGUGAUCUUCCUUCAAGGCGAGUACGUAGCAGUAAUGAUCUUACUGAUCAAAUAUUUGAAGGACCAUUAAAAUAUGAUAUAUUAAGAGAUGAAAUUUAUUGUCAAAUAAUGAAACAAUUGACCGAUAAUAAAAAUCGUUUAAGCGAAGAAAAAGGAUGGGAAUUAAUGUGGCUGGCAACCGGAUUAUUUGUUCCUAGUCAAACAUUAUUACGUCAAUUGACAUUGUUUUUGAAAACAAGACGGCAUCCAGUUGCAAUGGAUUCGCUGCAACGAUUACAUAAAACAUUGCGUAAUGGUCAACGUAAAUAUCCACCACAUUUAGUUGAAGUUGAAGCUAUACAACAUAAAACAACACAAAUAUUUCAUAAAGUUUAUUUCCCUGAUGAUACGGAUGAAGCUUUUGAAGUAGAUUCAAGUACAAGAGCCAAAGAUUUUUGUCUAGAAAUUGCACAAAGAUUAAAUUUAAAAUCGGCUGAAGGAUUUAGUUUAUUCGUAAAAAUAGCCGAUAAAGUUAUUAGUGUACCGGAAGGAGAUUUUUUCUUUGAUUUUGUUCGCCAUUUAACUGAUUGGAUACGAAAAGCUCGGCCAUCACGUGAUGGUAGUGUACCACAAUUUACUUAUCAGGUUUUUUUUAUGAAAAAACUUUGGACCAAUACUGUACCGGGUAAAGAUCGUAAUGCUGAUAUUAGAUUUCAUUAUCAUCAAGAAUUACCUAAAUUACUUCGUGGAUAUCAUAAAUGUACGAAAGAAGAUGCAGCACGUUUGGCUGCAUUAAUCUUACGUGUACGAUUUGGUGAUAGUAAAUUGCCAAUGGAAUUGCAAUCAAUUCAUAAUUUUUUACAUGAAAUUAUACCAAACGAUUUGAUAAAAACACAAAGCUCAAGUGAAUGGAAAAAACAAAUAUUGAUACUAUAUAAUCAGGAUUCCGGUAUGACACCCGAAAAUGCUAAGAUAACAUUUUUAAAAUAUGUUCAUAAAUGGCCUACAUUUGGAUCGGCAUUUUUUGAAGUUAAACAAACUGGUGAUACAACCAAUUAUCCGGAACAUUUAUUAAUUGCCAUCAAUAAAAAUGGUGUCAGUUUAAUUGAUCCGAAUACGAAAAAUAUUUUGGUCACACAUCCAUUUACAAGAAUUUCCAAUUGGAGUAGCGGUAUUACUUAUUUUCAUAUGACAAUUGGAAAUUUAGUACGUGGUAGUAAAUUACUUUGUGAAACAUCAUUGGGUUAUAAAAUGGACGAUCUACUUACAUCAUACAUAAGUUUAAUGUUGAAUAAUCUGAAUAAACAGAAAAAUACUAUUAAAUCAUCAAAGUGAAA
This is a messenger RNA of Dermatophagoides pteronyssinus (European house dust mite), 6837 nucleotides long. It is a transcript of the gene ck, whose product is annotated as unconventional myosin-VIIa ck. Lineage: Eukaryota; Metazoa; Arthropoda; Arachnida; Sarcoptiformes; Pyroglyphidae. The record is from RefSeq and is a predicted model, not a curated record. Gene Ontology annotation, cellular component: cytoskeleton; myosin complex. Gene Ontology annotation, molecular function: cytoskeletal motor activity; ATP binding; protein binding.